UUGUUCAACCUUAAAGCAGACUUCACCUCCAGGAUCCUCCGUGGAGGCGGAUCUCUCUGACUGCGGACCACAACCAGCGUCUGUCUCGUGUUGGACUCCGUGUCGCAGCGCGUCGCUCCUUCGAAGAUUCACGUUAUUCCGUUUUUUCUGUAGAAAUCUGUGACUAAAAAUCCACGAAGCGGAGCUGAAUUUGUCUCCGAAUCGACCUCAUCUCCAGACGGACCUGCAGGAGGGAGAUUUUAAAUCACAACUUUGAGCUCAACCUGUGAAGAAAGAGCGACGGAUCCGACAGAUUGCUGCUGCUACUUUCCUGCAUUUUCUCCACCAGCUGCUGCAUUUUGUCCUCCCGUCGUGAUGAGCGCUUGCGGCAGAAAGGCCUUGACUUUGCUCAGCAGCGUGUUUGCAAUCAGCGGCUUGGGACUGCUGGGGGUCGCGGUGAGCACCGACUACUGGCUGUACCUGGAGGAGGGCGUCAUCAUGCCUCUGAACCAGAGCACCGACAUCAAGACCUCGCUGCACUCAGGCCUCUGGAGGGUCUGCUUCCUGGCUGGUGAGGAGUCGGGCCGCUGCUUCACCAUCGAGUACAUCAUGCCCAUGAACGUCCAGCUGACGUCAGAGUCCACCGUGAACGUGCUCAAGAUGAUCCGCUCAGCCACUCCCUUCCCUCUGGUCAGCCUCUUCUUCAUGUUCAUCGGUUUUGUCCUCAACAACAUCGGACACGUUCGUCCUCAUCGCAGCAUCCUGGCGUUCGUCUCCGGAAUCUUCUUCAUCCUCUCAGGUCUGGCUCUGGUGGUGGGUCUGGUGCUGUACAUCUCCAGCAUAAACGAUGAAAUGCUGAACAGGACGAAGAGCAGCGAGGCCUAUUUUUCCUACAAGUAUGGCUGGUCGUUCGCCUUCGCUGCCCUCUCCUUCCUGCUCACCGAGAGUGCCGGCGUCAUGUCCGUCUACCUGUUCAUGAAGCGCUACACGGCGGAGGAGAUCUACCAGCCUCGACACCCCAACUUCUACCGGCCUCGCCUCAGCAACUGCUCCGACCACUCGGGUCAGUUCCUCCACCCGGAGGCCUGGUCGCGUGGACGGAGCCCCUCGGACAUCUCCAGUGAAGCGUCCCUCCAGAUGAGCGCCAGCUACCCGGCUCUCCUCAAAUGUCCCGACUACGACCAGGUGUCGUCCUCGCCCUGCUGAAGGUCGCUGGAGGUCACUGAAGGACCACAUCAGGUCUACAGGAACAGAUGAGGUUUCCUUAAAGAAAGAGUUAAAUAUUUAACUGUGAGUUUGUACCAUUUUGGCUCAAAAACUUGGAAACAUGUCAUUUUGAGACGGUUCUAGUCGUUCAUCAGGUCAGAGAAGCUUUUUGGGGAUUUGUUGUCAUAACAGAAACCAGUUUUCUUUCGAGUUGGAGGCAAAACCUGCAGGUUUUAGGAAAAAAACACAACAACACAUGGUUAAAAUGUGAAUGUUUGUCUGUAUUUUAGUUAAAUUGUGUCUGUGUGUUUUACACGUGUUGAUGUUUUAGGAUCUUCUUGCGUUGGCAUUAAUGCAUCUCUGCAAUAAUCUAAGAUUGCACAAAAUAUUAAGAGUCUGUUGACCAAUAAGCAAUUCAUGUACACUACUGUUCAAAAGUUUGGGGUCACUUACAAAGGUCCUUAUUUUCAAAAGAAAAGAUUGUUAAUGUCUGCUGAGGAAUGCAGAAUUUUUUGUGUUUGACAGAUUCUGAUUAAGAUAAAUGGUUUAUCUUUGACCAGUUUUGAAAUGACACAUGUAGAAGUGACUUUGAGCAAAUAUCAUGAUUUUAAGCUGAGAUUUGAUUCAGUUUUUCCGCUGAAGAGCCAGUCACAGGAUGAAUAGUUCAAGGGCUGUCAGAAAUGUGAAAAUCCAACAAUUCUUUCUGUUUUGACAGUUUUUGGCUCUGAUAAAUUGUGUAAUUUUGCAGAUUUCAUUUAUUUAUUUUUUUAACAUAAGACACCUGUCAAACCUGCUAGCAGGUUUUGGAGUUCAGAGGGUUAAGGAUGAUAUUGUUACAAGCAUUUAAAUAAUGGGCAUGUACACUACCGUUCAAAAGUUUGGAGUCACAUAGAAAUGUCCUUAUUUUUGAAAGAAAAGCAGUUUUUUUCAAUGAAGAUAACAUUAAAUUAAUCAUAAAUCCAGUGUAGACAUUGUUAAUGUGGUAAAUGACUAUUGUAGCUGGAAACAGCUGAUUUUUAAUGGAAUAUCUCCAUAGAGGUACAGAGGAACAUUUCCAGCAACCAUCACUCCUGUGUUCUAAUGCUACAUUGUGUUAGUUAAUGGUGUUGAAAGGAUCAUUGAUGAUUAGAAAACCCUUGUGCAGUUAUGUUAGCACAUGGAUAAAAGUGGGAGUUUUCAUGGAAAACAUGAAAUUGUCUGGAUGACCCCAAACUUUUGAACGUUAGUAUAUUUUUCUCCAGAGAGCGUCUUUUUAAAGUUGGGUUCACUUGUCAUGACAAAUAGCAAUACAGUACGAAAAAAAAUAAAGUAGAAUAUAAAGUUUAGUCCAGACUUUUAGAUUUUUUUCAUCACUUCUAAAAGUUUCAUUGAACUCUGCUGCUUACAGUUUUGCUGUCAACAAACACAUUGGCUCUGAAAUUCUUAAAAAAACGUCUUCAUUUAACAAACCCACUAAAAACCAAUAAAAACACCACAAAGACAUGUUCACGUUUAGGGACAGUUCACUGAAAAAUGACUGUUUCUUCACAUUCAGCUGGACUUCAGUGAUUUUUCAACUAAAACAGUUUUCAGAUUAGAACAGAAACAGUCCAGAGCUCCUGUCAGCAAACAUCCACCUGUUCAAUUAUUACUAUUCUUUAGUUUGCACCACGUCGACUCACUGCAGAUAUUUGUUUAAUAUUGCUUUUUUCUAUAUUGUGUACGCAUGUUGGACAAUAUUUGAAUUUAUUGUCAGACAGUCAAUGCUACAUUUUAGGUGCUGUGAUUCUUAGUGUUGUUCAUUGUAAAUAUUUGAAGGUCAGUUCAUCUGUUAAUUUAUUCAUUCCGCUUUAAUUCCACAUUCUGGGCUGCAGUGUUCAUGAGUCAUUCCAGAAUUGAAGGACAUUUGGGCUUCAAAAUGUUUGAAAAAUAAACCUUUUCUUUUACAGUUUUCUGCUCCAUAUUCAUCAAUAAUAGGUAUUGAUUGGCUCAGCUUCCACAUCAAUGGUAGCAUUUUUAUUCCAUGUUUUCUGUGUUGUUUGCUAACCCUACUCUAAUCACAGUAACAGGGUUGCUAAUCCAUGCUAAUGUGAUCUUUUUCUCAGCAGUAGAAGCUAGAUAUUUAGCUGCUGUUACUGCUGACCAAGAGGACAAACUGACUGAUGGAAAACAGUCCAAAGAAUUAGUCUGAUCCUGAUAAUAUGAGGUAGAGUGAGACAUUCAAUCAAGGCUGACAAUGGGAUGAAAAGAUGGAAAAUAGAAGAGAGGACAUAGCUUUGCUCUUCUCGUUCUUUAGGAAAACUGUUGGAUGAUGUUGAUGACGAAAACAACAUACAAAACGACAGAAACAAGACAGAAAAUGACAAAAACGAGACACAAAAUGACAAAAACAAAACACAAAACAACAGACGAGAUACAAAACGACAAAAACAAGACACGAGAUGACAAACGAGACAGAAAAUAACAAAACAAGACACAAAACAACAAAAACGAGACAAACGACAAAAACAAUACAGAAAACGUCCAAAACGAGACACAAGGCGACAAAAACAUGACACACAACAAGAACAUGACACAUAGCAACAGAAAUGAGGCACAAAACAACAGAAACAGGACAGAAAACAUCAAAAACGAGACACAAAUUGAUAAAAAAAUGGGACACAAACUGAUUAAAACGAGCCACAAAACGACAAAAGCGAGACAUAAAAUGACAAAAACAUCAUCAUCAGGGUUGUUGUGGGACACACGUUCCAUAAUUAUUAUUUUAAAUACUAUGUUGAUUUAAAAAUAUGUUUUGACAAUUACAAGAGACAUCAAUGAGAAAAAUAAUACUUAAUAAAAGGAGAUUUAAAUGUCAUUUUAACUGUUUUAUUUGAGAUUCAGUUUGGUCAUCAGAGGGGUGGGACAAGAGAAAAAUGGCAUUUUAGGGGGAACUCCAGACUUAUUUGGUAUUUUAAAAAAUAUUUUCAAACUUUCUUUUCUUCUAGUUUUUUUUUAUAUUUCAAAGCUGUAUAUGACCUUUUCAUUUUGGACUGUUAACAUUCAAAUUAUGAUGGACUUGUUUCCUUGUUUAUGUGAAUUACAUCAUUAGCUGCAACAUCUGCCUGUUCUGUAAAACUGGUAGCUCAACGACAGCAUCCUGAGGGCAAUUAAUUGACAAAUAUUAUGCAAGAACAGCACUAUUACAACCCUGUCAGUUUCCACUUCUUAGAAUGUUUACUGCCAAUUAUCACACAUAAAACAAGAAAUAAUAUUCUGUACUAAUACUUCUGUGCUACCCAAUACACAGUGAAUAAAUAUUAUCUGAAAGUCGGGUUAUUGUUGUUUAUCAGCACAAUACAAAAAGAUUAAUGUCAGAAAUAUUCCAGUUAAGACUCCAGAAUAUCAAGAUUUACGUAAAUUUACCUCAAUAAUAUGAAUGUUCAGGUUAAGAUUGUGCAGUUAUAUUAUGUAAGUUUAGCUGAUUAAAGUUUAUGACUCUGCACUACAAUAUUAUUUAUUAUUUAAGUUUACAUCAUUAUAAUAUUUAGGGUCAGACUCUACAGUAUUGAGAUUAAGAAAUCAAAUAUUCUGUAAAAUGUAAAUACACUGAACUCAUUUGGAUAUAUUUAAGUGAAACUCUACAAUAUUAUUUGACACAAAUCUAUCUAAAUCAAAAUUUUAGUAAUUUUCAUGCCAAACAUUUACUGGACUGAUUUAAAUAUUAAAAUCACUCCUUUCUAAUCCUCUGCUGUACGUUCAAACCUGAGGCCUGAAAUAGAAACACACAAGUAUCUGAUUGAAGGAACUUCUGCAGAGUCCUGGUUCCAGAACAUGAUGAUAGAAUUAUAGACAAACUUUAACAAAAGCUGCCUGAGAGUUUACAGGUUUUUAUGUUGGAUUUCUUCAGUAAUUUAAUGAGUUAUCAGCAAUAAUCAAGUGUUCAUUUGAUGAACUUCAUUUCCUAAAACAUCCCGAAUUGGAGCUCGUAUCUUUGGCAGCUGUAAAGUUUCUGCUCCUUCAAAGUUCACAACACAAUGAAUGAAUUCCUUUUAGCUGCCAUAAUUGUUAUUAUUGUUAAGAAAUGCAUUUGAUAUGAUUUGUAUAUUUUAUUUUGUCAAGUAAUUAUUUUUAUUUUGUUAACUGCUCAAGGGAAGCACUUUCUGUUUCAUGUUGCAAGGGGGACACUUUUACCUGUGACACAUAUGAUUUGGUUUUUCGAUGUAUUAUAAACUUGUUCAAGACGCACAUCCAGCCGUAAGAAAGGCAUAGCGUCAUACAAGGACUGAAAGGUGACGUUUGCAACGGUAAACUCUUUUUGUUUGAAGGAACAUUCUUCUUUUUGAUCAUUUUUGUGUUUGUGACGAAGCGGACUCAUUCCCUCUUUGCGUAAAUGCGGCUAGCGAGGUGUGUGUCAAAUGUUUACCUUGUUUACUUACGUUAAGUUUAGUCUCACCGCUAAUAUGCAUUUAUGUAUGUUUUGUAUAAAUUUGUGUAUGUUUGACAGUUCGACGGUGGGUUUGUAUGGAGUUAACUGAAGUCAAUAAACCCGUCAGUGCUACAAGAACCAUGGUCUAAUUCCUGGAGGGAGUGAUAUCCUAAAACACUCUCAGUGCUGGAGAGCGUUUGUGAUGCUGAAGCAGUGACCAGUUUUUCUGUUUCUUCUCUGGAGAUGCACAAUGAGGGACGUCUGCAGCGACUGAGAAAGAGUCUCACCACAUCCUGACAUGAGGAAAAAGACUUUAUUGAAGACUACAAUGAGAAAAACUAUCAGAAGGUGAGCUCUGAACAUUUGAUCUGGAACAGGAAUUCAAUAACUGCAGCAUGAGCUUCAUUUCAGUCUGUAGCUGCUGAAUUCAUGGAUGGAUCAUCUGGUACUAGAGAAGAAGACCAUCAAACAUCCACGUCAGCUGAUGGAGGUCCAAGAGUCUCAUCCAACAACCAACCUACAGUGAAGACCUCGAAUCUGAUUGGACGGCCUCCUAUUCAGCCACGUGUGAACAAAUGUCUCUAAGCUGAUUUGUUUUCUAAAAUAAAUCUAGUUUGUGUUCUAA
This is a messenger RNA of Amphiprion ocellaris (clown anemonefish), 6197 nucleotides long. RefSeq names its product calcium channel, voltage-dependent, gamma subunit 5b (gene cacng5b). Gene Ontology annotation, biological process: positive regulation of synaptic transmission, glutamatergic; neurotransmitter receptor transport, postsynaptic endosome to lysosome; regulation of AMPA receptor activity. Gene Ontology annotation, molecular function: channel regulator activity; voltage-gated calcium channel activity. Lineage: Eukaryota; Metazoa; Chordata; Actinopteri; Pomacentridae. The record is from RefSeq and is a predicted model, not a curated record. Gene Ontology annotation, cellular component: postsynaptic density membrane; AMPA glutamate receptor complex. The transcript has 6 exons. Bases 355 to 1185 code for a protein of 276 amino acids.